Messenger RNA from Rhizoctonia solani, 1512 nucleotides. RefSeq names its product 3-beta hydroxysteroid dehydrogenase/isomerase family protein. Lineage: Eukaryota; Fungi; Basidiomycota; Agaricomycetes; Cantharellales; Ceratobasidiaceae. Bases 1 to 1512 code for a protein of 503 amino acids. Gene Ontology annotation, molecular function: oxidoreductase activity, acting on the CH-OH group of donors, NAD or NADP as acceptor. The transcript is spliced from 11 exons. The record is from RefSeq and is a predicted model, not a curated record.
AUGAAGGUCGCCAUUACGGGUGCUAGUGGAAAGGUUGGCCAAGGUGUCAUCCAAGAGGCACUUGAACAUACCAACCACGAGCUCAGACUGAUCGAUGUCCGAGAGCCUGAUGAGCGGAUUCAAAACCCUCGGGUCGAAUACGUGGCAGCCGACUUGCGCGACUACCACGAGUUUGAAAGCGCACUUGCCGGAACGGAUGCGUUGGUCCAUCUUGCCGUUGGUGGCUUCAAGGGGCCUCCCCCAUUCGAGUCGCAAGACGUACACAACUCUAUGGUCGUAUUGUCCUUCAAUGCCCUCCAAGCUGCUGCCAACCUUGGUAUGAGAUUUGUUGUGCUAGUUAGUAGCAUCAACGCUAUCGGAGCGUUAUUCUCUGCCGAUCCGAAAUACGAUUAUUUCCCGCUGAUGAGGGGCACCCUUACAGACCGGAAGACGGGUACUCGCGUCUCAUCCCGUAGCAAGCAAAUAUUAGAGAUCCAAGCCGCUGCUUUCGCUCGGAGGUAUCCCCAUAUGUCCAUCAGUUGCCUCCGGCUACACUUUGUCACACCCACCCGACCCGAUUAUAGCGACCAGAUUGAUGCCGAAAUUCGCAAAGAUAUGUGGGGGUGGACCAACCUUCGUGCUGCAGGUCGAGCAUGUAUACUUGGUCUCGAGGUUGAAUGGACCGGAGCAGAGGUCUUCUACAUUGUUGGCCCACAGCAUUGCGCUAAUGGACAUAGUGCAUUGGACCUUGCGUCCCAGUUUUACCCAGAUACCAAGGUGGCGAAUUCCAUGCGCUCAGACAGCGGUUUCUAUGAUUGCUCCAAGGCGGAGAGGCUGUUGGCUGUGCUUUCAUCAACACCACAUACGCUCACCCUGGUCGACCAUAAACCACCACCGGAAGAUAAGACGAUAUCUGAUCCUCGAGUCAAAUAUGAGACACGAGAUCUUCGAGAAUACAAGGAAUAUGCAGAAGUUGUCAAGGGGGCAGAUGCACUUAUUCACCUAGCGGCUUUCGCUCAACCAUACUUGGCUUCUCCAGAUGUAGUGCAUAAUAGCAACGUAACUUUGUCAUUCAAUGCACUUCAAGCGGCAUCCGAGGCGGGCAUUAGAUGGGUUGUUUUGGCAAGCAGCGUAAAUGCGAUAGGGGGAUGCUAUUCCCAGGAAAGAAACUUGAAGUACCAAUACUUCCCGGUAGAUGAGAAUCACCCCUCCUUCGCUGACGAACCAUACUCCAUUUCGAAGUCAAUUGCUGAACUUCAGGCGCAGGCUUUCGCCGGGCAUACCCUAAUAUGUCUAUCUCGGCAUUACGAUUCCACCACGUCGUCCCAGAAAAGAAGCGGAGAGGAGCAGUGUGUUCUACCCGACGAAGCCACCACCGAGGAGUUAGCAAAGCGAUAUUUUCCUGACGCAGUUUUGAGGAAGAAAUUCGGACCUCAGGAUGGGUUAUUCGAUUGCUCUAAGGCGGAGAGAUUACUAGGUUGGAAACAUGUUGGAGGAAAGCAGCCAAAAUCGGCAAAUCUUGGCUCGUCAUGA